UUCGUUGGAGUUGGCUGCUCGGUGAAAUAUCUAGCGCGACUCUCGGAACGCCGAGCUGAGACACAAGUCGAUAAUAUAUAAUCCAGGCAGGCGGCUUGUGUGACUUCAAACAAACGCUUGUGUAAAUUUCGAACAAAUUCUGAUACGUGUGUACGGUCUGGCGGGUUUGAUUACCCGCAAUGUUAAACGUCGCACCCGGAUCUCAAUUUUAUCACUAAAUUGAGCUACAGAACUACUUUCCGGAGUGACAUAUUUCCUCGAUUUUGCUGAAUAAUAUAUACACCAAUUUCCAACAAAAAUCCGUACACCGCUCGAUAAGUAAACGCCGUGGAAUAGACACACCAGCAGCUCGGGUCGUGGAAUGAGUUGCCUAUAGUAGAUGGAUUGAGAUGAUUCUGUGAUGCUCCACCGCAACACAUCAUCGAGACGACGCCGGGCGUCGCGCAGCGCCGCCAACUCUCCUCAGGGCAAUCCAACCUCGGUAUCACCUGCUAGCACGAGAGGUCGUCGUGCGUCGGUGGCAGCGGAGAGACCGACGGCUCUGGCGACUCUCUCAAACAACGGGAACCUUUCCGAAAGAUCACCCAGAAGCAGUAUUGUGCCCGAUAUUGCUCUCGAGGAUGACAAGACCGCGGAAGCAUCCCAGGAGACGGUCUGUCAAAGAAUUGCGCAGGACAUCGAUCUGGGAAAAUCGGUACGUGGCGGUCAGCUUCUGCAGCCGGAGCCGAAUAGAAGUCCGAGAAACUCCCCGAUACCCGAUGAGUGCUCAAGGAAUUCUCGCAGCUCUUCGAUUUGCGAAGCGAAUCGCAGCCCGAGAAACAGCUUGACGCCGGAGGCGAGUCGCUCGCCGAGAAACAGCUUUGCCCUCGACGCAACGAUCGGCAGGAGUCCGAGACACUCCCUGACAGCUGAUGUCGCCCCGAGUCCGAGGAAUCCUUUUCUGUCAGAUCCUGCGCGACUCGGUUACGACAGAAGUCCGCGAAACAGUUUGGUACCCGAGGUGAACCGAGGGAAACGCAACGCUGCAUCGCCGGUCGAAGCUACGGCGCAAGGAACGAGGAAUUGGUUUUUUUUUACAGAAAACAGCGCCUACGCCCCAAGUUCCAGACAUCCCCGUGCCUCCGAUGCCGAGCCUGAUCACCGCGGUAGCGUCGCAAACCUCGAGUACGAUCCAAGUACUCCGGAAUUGCGGACGACACCGCGGAGCAAUGCCGGACCGCCGGUAGACGCGAGUCGGAACCCUCGCGGCUCCGCUGUCCAGGAAUCGAUUAAUCGAAGCCCGCGCAGCUCCAUAACCCCAGAACCGAAUCGUUUUCCCAGAGGCUCGAUUUGUCCCGAAUCAAAUCGCAGCCCGAGAGGAUCAAUUGUCGGCCCUCACGAAUCGAACAGAUCGCCAAGAGGCAGCAUAGCGGUUGGCCAAGUCGAUAGAAAUCAAAUCGAGACCGAUAACAGAAGUCCCAGGGGAAGCAUAGGCACACGGGAUGCCGAAAGGAAUAACAGGGGUAGCCUUGGCGGCUCUCAGGAUCGGAGGAGUCCCAGAGGCAGCCUCACCUUCCUCGAACCUCGCAGAGCUUCGGCUGACCAGGGAACUUCUCGGACCAGAAGCACCUCACCUUACCGUCAAAACGAACGUCAAAUUAACGCUGCCGGUAAUCCGAGGUGCAUCGGAAAUUACGGAGCUCAGGCGAACCUGGGUUACGGAACGAACGCCUGGGCGGAUUCCAGGAGGGCGAGUAGCUCUGUAUCUCAGUUUUCCGGUGACGAAUCACGUCGACUGUGCGGAGGUGCGUCGAGCGUUACGGAAAAGGGUGUCAUAGAUCCUGACACCCUGGCCGUUGCGACCUACGGCUCGCUGGCUUUCCAGUUGAAAGAUGCUCACCUUGAGGCCGGCAGCACCUGCGACUUUGUUUCGAGAGCGCUGGGUGUCAUCGGUAAGACGUUGGGUGUCACGAUUUGUUUGGCUUGCUUGUCGGCCAUGCCUCCCGUUAUGCUGAUCAUGGGUCUGCAGUUCAUACGAGAUUGUCCGAGGGAACCUCACAUACCGGUAUACAUGGUCGUUGGCGGUACUUUGGGUGGUGUGCGUAUGCUAUGGACUCUCUACGUCCAAAUUUGCUCCAGGAGACCGGAGAUUCUCAGUGGUCCCGAAACUGGAACACACAUGUCGCCAACGAGGCUCGCUUCCCUGGCGUUAUCCGGUUUCUUGGCCGUAUGGUUCGUGCUGGGAAAUUUUUGGAUAUUGAAUAUAAAGUGGCCAGAUUACGCCCCUACCUUGUUUGAGCCGAACCGCUGGUGUGACAAGUCUCUUUACAUCUUCUCGCUGGUUCACCUUUGCAUCGUUUACGCAGCCCUGGCGGCCAGCAUACUGGCUGCCGCAGCCCUGGCCGUAUGCCGAAUUCUUUCUUGCCCUUGGCCGGACAGGAAGAUCGGGGAGGGAGUGCUAUGGGUAGAGGUGGGAAACGGACAUGGAACUUUUCAAAUAAUCGAGCCCUGACGGGGGUGGAGGAGGUGGGGGAUGAAGAGGAAGAGCAGGAGGAGGAGGAGGAGGCGGAGAAGAAGAAGGAGACGAAGGCGGAAGAAUCGUAAGAAGCAGGGGGAGCGGAGCCGACGAAAGAGGAAGUAGGGCGGAUGGACGGAGACAUUACCGCCGACAGUUUUCAAACGGUGACGUAUUUGCCCGCUGGACAUAAUUGAGCUUCGGCAAGUAUCGGACGUGAUUCGGACCCGUAAGUUACAGAGUUCCCGUUCCGUCGGCGGCACGCCGAAUAGGACGCGUAAGCAUACCGGCCAACUAAGAUUUCAAAUGGAUCGAUGAUUGAUCGUUUCAAUGUCGGCCCAGAUAAGUUCGGAAAUGGACGAGCUGUGUUGAAUGAGAAAUUAUAAGGCUCUAUCUAUCAAUCUCUAGUUAACAGCUGAGCCCUUAGUUAAUAGUGUUGGCUUCGAACUCGUAACAUAGCCAUUUCAUAGUUUCCGAGAACUGAUGAAACUGUAGUAGGUGUACGUAUAACGAUAACUUGCCAAAACUCCGAAUUGAUGCUUUCUCACCUGUGCACAAUUGUCCAGAAAAAGUGGCAAGUUGGACGGAGAGCUGGCCAAGAAACGAUCACACGCGUUUACUUUUCCUAACGCUGAUUGCAUUACAAAAAAUAUUUGCAGAUUUGCGUAUACUCGCUGCCCCCUCGGCAGAGACGUAGCGGGAGUGUAUAUGGCACAAAAGGCAACGAAUGAAUACUAUAAUAUUUACCAAUUGUAGAAAUUAUGUGUAUAUAUUAUUAAUCGUAAGACAAUGGGACGCAACGCAUCGUAUAAUAUGUAUACCUGUCCACGCUGCACGCAUGAAGUUUCGUCGAGAUGUAAGUCGUAGAUUGAGAAACCUGUCGAUGAGCAAAUGUUGUCUCGUGAGGCCGAAUCGAACUCGAGAGCCGAUAUCUGAAAAAAUAUGUUAAAAGAACACCUUUGCCCGGACGAUUGGAUGGGAGACGUUGAAUUUUAGAUGAAUUGUCGGCCGAUUCUGAAGGUACGACCUUCCGUGCUUAAGUCAACUUCAUGCCGACCAAGCCGGUGAAUGUUAUUUGUUAGGCUCUUAGGAAUACAACCUCCGCUUUCAAUAAAAAAGUAAUUUUGAUAAA
Molecule: messenger RNA, 3626 nt
Organism: Neodiprion virginianus
Lineage: Eukaryota; Metazoa; Arthropoda; Insecta; Hymenoptera; Diprionidae
Product: serine/arginine repetitive matrix protein 1-like
Exons: 9
Coding region: 401-2491 (696 amino acids)
Source: RefSeq, a predicted model, not a curated record